GGAGGCCGCCAGCGGGAGCCGCCCGAGAGAUCAUCGGGCGAAGGCGAGCCCAGCCGCGGAGCCACGCACCACCACGACGCGCAGCCCGGACGGAGCAGAGCAUGGACGACAUCUUCACGCAGUGCCGGGAAGGCAACGCGGUGGCCGUGCGCCUCUGGCUGGACAACACGGAGAACGACCUCAACCAGGGUGAUGACCAUGGCUUCAGCCCCCUGCACUGGGCCUGCCGCGAGGGGCGCUCCAGUGUGGUGGACAUGCUGGUCAUGCGAGGGGCGCGCAUCAACGUCAUGAACCGGGGGGACGACACGCCUUUGCACCUGGCGGCCAGCCACGGGCACCGUGACAUCGUCCAGAAGCUCCUCCAGUUCAAGGCAGACAUCAACGCAGUGAAUGAGCACGGGAACACCCCCCUCCACUACGCCUGCUUCUGGGCGCAAGAGCAGGUUGCCGAGGACCUGGUCACCAGCGGGGCCUUCAUCAGCAUCUGCAACAAAUACGGGGAGACGCCCCUGGACAAGGCCAAGGCGCCCCUGCGGGAUGCGCUGAAAGAACGCGCAGAGAAGUUAGGCCAGAGCCUGACACGGAUCCCAUACAAGGACACCUUCUGGAAAGGCACAACACGAACCCGGCCCCGUAAUGGGACUUUAAACAAACUGGCAGGGAUCGACUACCGGCAGCUGAGCCUGGGCCACAAACUCAAUGAGAACCAAUCCGGAGAGCUCUGGAAAGGGCGCUGGCAAGGCAACGACAUCGUCAUCAAGCUGCUCAAAAUCCGGGAUUGGACGACCCGGAAGAGCCGCGAUUUCAACGAGGAAUACCCCAAGCUCAGGAUUUUCUCUCACCCCAACGUGCUGCCGGUUCUGGGCGCCUGCCAGUCACCCCCUGCCCCGCACCCCAUCGUCAUCACCCACUGGAUGCCCUACGGCUCCCUUUACAAUGUGCUCCACGAAGGCACAAACUUCGUGGUGGACCAGACGCAGGCAGUGAAAUUUGCGCUGGACGUGGCGCGGGGCAUGGCCUUCCUGCACACCCUGGAGCCCCUCAUCCCACGCCACUAUCUCAACAGCCGCAGCAUCAUGAUUGAUGAGGACAUGACGGCCCGCAUCAGCAUGGCAGAUGUCAAGUUCUCCUUCCAGUGCCCGGGCAGGAUGUAUGCCCCGGCAUGGGUGGCACCAGAGGCCCUCCAGAAGAAGGCAGAGGAGAUUAACCGGCGCUCAGCUGACAUGUGGAGCUUUGCGGUGCUGCUGUGGGAGCUGGUGACGCGGGAGGUGCCUUUCGCUGACCUCUCCAACAUGGAAAUCGGCAUGAAGGUCGCCCUGGAGGGGCUGCGGCCCACCAUCCCACCAGGCAUCUCCCCCCACAUCUGCAAGCUGAUGAAGAUCUGUAUGAACGAGGACCCCGCCAAGCGCCCCAAGUUCGAUAUGAUUGUCCCCAUCCUUGAAAAGAUGCAGGAGAAGUGAGGGUGGGGCCCUGCCUCCCCACGAGCCCCCUGACCUGCCCCAAGUGCCUUUGGGACGUGCUGUUGACAGGAAGUGCCAUUGCCUUGCCUGCAGCCGAUACGGUACAGAUGGAGCCGCCGCCUGCCGCCCCCCGCCUCGGGGCAGGGGCCGCUGUAAGCUGCCUUGGCCUUGAAACUCCCUCCACACCUACGCUGCCUUUAACAGCCCCAUGUAACCGCCACUGCUGCCGCGCUCUCCAUUCGCUCCUGCGCCGAGGGCCCCCCACCCCCGUGCUCUGGGGCCGCCCACCUCCUGCCUGUGCUACUUUUAAUCUUUUCUAUGCAGGCCCCCGGCAAAGCCACAGGGCUCAAAAUAAAACCCUUGAUGAUGUUGUUCCUCCA
Messenger RNA from Elgaria multicarinata webbii, 1840 nucleotides. RefSeq names its product integrin linked kinase (gene ILK). Gene Ontology annotation, cellular component: cytoplasm. NCBI's taxonomy places the organism in Eukaryota, Metazoa, Chordata, Lepidosauria, Squamata, Anguidae. The record is from RefSeq and is a predicted model, not a curated record. The coding region runs from base 102 to 1460 and encodes 452 amino acids. Gene Ontology annotation, molecular function: ATP binding; protein kinase activity; protein binding. The transcript has 13 exons. Gene Ontology annotation, biological process: protein phosphorylation; signal transduction.